AAUAUUCAGAAAAACUGAAAAAAGAAAAAAAAACUUAGAAAAACAGACUUUUUUCUUCUUUUUUUGAAGUGAAUGCAAUACGCUUCCGUACAAUAACACUAAAUUAAAAAACAGAUAAGAUAAACUUUCCAUCCAACUACAUACCCAAGGAGGCAGAAUUUAAAAACCAGUGAGUGAUGUUGAUGAUGAUGAUGAUGAUGAAAACAACUUGGGGCAGCAGACGCAGAGCAGCGUGGGAGUGGCCAACAGCGCUGUUAGGUUUUAAACCCACACGUGGUCCUGGUCUUGGGCUUGUUUAGCAGCACACACACCGACUGGAAACUUCUGGGGACACACAUACACACAGACAGAGAGAGAGAGAGAAACGAUCAUACCAUAACCCUGCCGUAAAAAUGCCAUCUUACCCCCUCAACCAGUUUGCUGACCUGGAAGAGAUGAUGUGCAAGCAAUUAUUUAAUCUGGACCUGAGGGACCAGAGCAGGCAGCUAGCAUCACUCAGUCUGGCAAUGAGAACACCAGGAUGCAUCGGUCAGCCACGCAGCAACAACACAUCUUUUUCCCUCUCAUCCCUCUCCUGCCUACCCACGGAUUCUCCAGACAGUGUGUUUCAGUCCUCCAACCAGUGGGGGCAGCAGUCAGAAAGCCCUCUGCCUUCCCAGCUUCCCAAUUCCACCCAGUGGGGAAAGCAAGGCUUCCUGUCCCAGCGGUCAGUCAGCAUGGUAGAGACCAGUAGCACCACAGCAGCAAGUCUAGGCUCCCAAAGUGACUCCUGCUCGCCCACCUCAUCCUCAUCACGCUAUAAGACUGAACUGUGUCGCUCCUUCACUGAGAACGGCUUAUGCAAGUAUGGUGGGAAGUGCCAGUUUGCCCACGGGCACGAUGAGCUGCGGGAUUUAAGCAGACAUCCAAAGUACAAAACUGAGCCAUGUCGUACAUUUCAUACCAUCGGCUUCUGCCCCUAUGGGAUCCGCUGCCACUUCGUCCACAACAACGAGGAAGAAAUGAAACACUCCCUCUCCCGUUCCUCCUCAACUUCUUCCUGCUCUUCAAGUGUUCUCCCGCAGCCCAUGCCCCCCUCUCGCACGCAUAGACCCCCUCUUGUCAGACAGAGCUUCAGCUUUGCUGGGUUUCCGUCUGCUCCCCAGCAGGCCCUUCAGCCUGCCCUUCCUGUUCAUCCUCCUCCCGCAACCAACGCUUUCACACGUGCUCCCUCAGCCUCUCCUCCUUCCUGCGCUGACAUUACCGACCUCCUCUCUCAUGCCUUCCUGGAGAUGGACUCUGCCUUCGAGGCCUCCCCUGUCCACCAGUACCCACCCGGCAUGGGCCAGGCCACUCCAGCAGAUCCAAGGUCUCCAUUUCUGCCUUCCCCAGAUUCUGGCUGUUCUCCAUGUGGCCUGUCUCCGACCGCUUCCCCCUCCCUGAGGCAGAGUCCCGGUGCCACUGGGGUCUUCUCAGGGCCGCUUGGAACCAGAUCCCUGUCCUACACGUCCCUGUCGGACCAGGAUCAGGAUGGAGGAAGCAGCUCUGCUAGCUCACUCAGCGGCUCCGAUUCCUGCAAUACUGAUGCUAACGGCAAACGUCUGGCCGUAUUCAGUCAGCUCUCUGUUCCCGAGGAUGCUACUGGGUUCUGCCUUUAGGCUGUAGUGUGCUGGGACACACAAACACACGCAUAUGCACACAUACACAUACAUGCAGACACCAUAACAUAUGUAUAUGCAGUACACACAUGUCCAGAUUCAAGCGCAGCCACCCCUAUAAAAUGCACACUUUUCCUCGCGCACACAGCCACUGGAGUGACAUUUACUUUAGACACUGUUUGUGGUGUCAAAGGAAACAAAGACUGACUAAGAACGCUCAGAGAGAUUUGCCUGUUAGAUUAAUGUGGUUAAAAUUUCACUGUUAUGUGCGUAAGGGAAGCCAGAAUGAUGGUGAAACUAAAACGUGUGUCGCCACCACCAAAACAGAGUAAACAUAUCAAGAUAGAAGUUGAUGCUUUAUCAAAAUGGUAAGAUGAAAUGGCAAAUCGCGACAAAAAAUAUUGUAAUCACAGUGUGAUGGGCCUCGGGGGCCAACUGUUGUUUAGUCCAACCACACAAUCCAUUUAUACUUCUGUCAACAUCUUGUGAACGAUCAAAAGAAUGUGAUACAGCCAAAGACAUCUGUUUGUAGCUUUUGAUUAUGGUGGGAAAACACACAAUGUGACCUAUGUUUAGGAAGUGUUGUUUGUUAUAUUUUUCCAUUAACUGUACGCAGUAGUAUUGUUUAUAAGCUAGUGAAAGUGUUUUCCUCAUAACUGUGCAGUCUGAGGUUAUGUUUGGAUAACUGGCCUCGACUAGAAGGCCUUAAACCUGAAUGUUAAGUUUUUUAACAGAUGAAGUGCCUGUAGUGUUUUUUAACAGGUCAUGUUACAGUGUUGAUCCAAGAUUUUCUGGUUCGUUAGGAAAGAUGUGAAGUGAGGUGAACGUUUUUUGUUGUUGUAUUUUUUCGGUCAAGUUGUGAAGAGAGUUGCUCUUCUAUCUCAAGUGCAUUAUUGACAAACUACCACCAAGUGACCAAAUUCACGCUGCUUUGCAGUCAUAGAGGAGAGGGACUCAGUUUGACGUUACAAAAUAAGCCAAGUUCAUUGUUCAUGUCAUAUCGUUAACUGUAUGAUUUACUGACUAGAAAGACCAUUUUUUUAAGGCUCUGAUCUGUAAAGUGUCACUGAAGUAACAGCUGGCAUUUUGUUUAUUUAGAUAUGUUUAUUUUGAUACGCAAGACACUUGGCUUAGAUGUGAAGUCAAUCAAGAGAACGUUUCCUCAAAGACUUUGUUUUUUUAUAGUCUUGAGCAUGUUUCCUAAAAUGUUGUGGUGCUAAUCUGUAUUUUCGAUGAUUUUUAACAUUCCCAGGAUCUGGGUUUUUCUUUCCUUCUCCUCAGUCAGGUAUAGGCACAGCACUGGUGUCAUGUUUUCAUGACUCUCACCCCCACUAUUUCCCAUCUCUCUUCUUUCAUUCAGUAUUAAUUCUUCCUGUUACGGCUUCCUACUGUUAUGAAUGUGUAGCGUCCUGGUCACAAUUCACCUGAUCGUGUGCCAAGGCCCGUUGCCUUACCGAGCUAGAUCCAGCAUACUGUAGGGUUAGUGUUUUAAAAAUGUUACUCGGCUGUUUUUGUGUGUUUAUUAUGUAGUUGGUUAGACGAACAGACUGUCCUGUUACUGCUCUAUUUAAAAUUGCCUUUUCAUCAACAUGUUUGAGGCCUGUUUAGUGUUAGUAAAUUAAUUUCUUUAAUUUAUUUUAACGUAUUUAUAGAGGACUGAGUUGUUAAUGCUUGUAUCAAGUUUAAUAUAUUUAGGUUUCUUUUGCUUUUUUUUUGU
Messenger RNA from Scomber scombrus (Atlantic mackerel), 3354 nucleotides. RefSeq lists its product as uncharacterized. The transcript is spliced from 2 exons. Gene Ontology annotation, molecular function: metal ion binding; mRNA binding. Lineage: Eukaryota; Metazoa; Chordata; Actinopteri; Scombriformes; Scombridae. The record is from RefSeq and is a predicted model, not a curated record. The coding region runs from base 393 to 1637 and encodes 414 amino acids.